Molecule: messenger RNA, 826 nt
Organism: Aegilops tauschii subsp. strangulata
Lineage: Eukaryota; Viridiplantae; Streptophyta; Magnoliopsida; Poales; Poaceae
Source: RefSeq, a predicted model, not a curated record
GAGCCAUCACGCCAACCCAUAUCCCUGCAGGGUACGUGCCGCCUAAGGAGGGUGGCGGAGCUCCUGGAUGGCGAGGGGUCCUGGCGCAUGGACCUGCUCCGCCGCUACUUCCUCCCUGCGGAUGUCGACGUCAUCAUCAGUAUCCGUACAUCGACCCGCGUCACCGAGGAUAUUAUUGCAUGGGCACCGGAGAGGAACGGUAUCUUCACCGUUCGGUCCGCCUACCGCCUGGCCAUGGACGAGCGCGAGCGUCCUUCGGCUUCCGCCACGAGCAGGGCACCGGAUGGUCGUCGCGCCAUCUGGAAGAUCAUAUGGGGGUGCCCUGCUCCCCCUAAGGUGUCCCCUGGCAAGAGAGCUCUGGCGAGUUAUGGCCUUGGACUGGAACAUCCCCAAGGUGGAGGCCAUCGUCAACACUGGCCCAGAGUGGAUCUUUUCACUGCUGGACCCCUUGGAUGAGACGGCGAGAUUGGUGGUGCUCAUGACCAUGUGGAGAGUAUGGCAUGUCCGGAAUGAGAUCACACACGACAAGGCGCCGCCCACUGCCGAAGCCUCUCGACGCUUUUUGCACGGAUACAUCAACUCACUCAUGUGCAUACAGCAACAUCCUGAUGGUAACCUAGAGAAAGGGAAGAUGGUGGUCCUGUCUUCACCACCACGCGCUCCAGAAAGUACGGCGCCCAAGGUCCGCGCACACUGGGUACCGCCCCAGCCGGGCUGGGUUAAGUUGAACACGGAUGGGAGCUACAUAGCGGCCACAGGUGCGGCGGGAGGAGGUAUGAUCCUGCGUGAUGACAGAGGCGAGAUCAUCUACAGCGCAUGUAGGGAG